CGCUGUUUACGAAUAAUCAAGCAUGCUUAUUUGUACGAAAUCUUAAAUAGUUUGUUUAAAAUUGAUAAUUAGCCGUAAAUAGGGAAAUGAUAAGAUUUGGUGGGGUCGUAGAAGACGGCCAAAAUACACAACGAGCGAAAUAUAUACUUUCCACAACAGGCCAAGGCAGCAACACAAUUACAUUAUCAGGGAAUGAACUAGCGGAAUUCAUACCUAUUAAAUUUGAAGGAAAACUAGUAGCCAAACAUUCUUUGCCCGUGAAUGAACUGGGUAAGCAGUUAUUAAAAGCUGCAGGCGAGGGAAACAUAGAUAGAGUAAAACAAUUAUUAACCAAAGGAGCUCCUUUUACAGCUGAUUGGUUGGGUACCAGUCCACUUCAUUUAUCAGCUCAAAACAACCAUCUAGAAAUAACUGAAAUUUUACUUAGAGCAGGAAUAUCAAAAGAUGCAAGAACUAAAGUCGAUAGAACCCCUUUACACAUGGCAGCUUAUGAGGGCCAUGUAGAUAUUAUUGCAGCAUUAGUCACACAUGGAGCUGAUAUAAAUUGUAGAGAUUUAUUGGGUAUGACUCCUCUACAUUGGGCAGUUCAGAAUGGCCAUUAUGAAGCAGUGGCACAUCUAGUCAGUAACGGAGCUAUGGUGGAUGUAAAUAGUAAAUUUGAUAUAACACCAAUGAUAAUAGCUCACCAAAUUGGCAGAUAUGAUAUCGAGCAAUUUCUAAUCGGGGCUCUCAAUAAAUCUGCAUUGGCUUCUGAAAACUUGUUGUUACAGCUUAAUGCAAAUAAGCCGGAAGAAUAUUUUGAAGAUGAUAUGGACAUAGAAGCUUCUGAUAAUCAUGAAAUUUCAUCAGUAUACAAUGAGUACACUGUUCUUAAAGAAGAACCAGAGGAAUAUGAAGACGACAAUCAGGAUAUAGAAGUUAUUGAAUCUAGUCAAGAUGUUCCAGUGCCAGACGAGGACGAGGAAGAAGAAGAAACAGAACAAGAGAGGAUAGAAAAAGAAAAUGAACAGCUUAUUCAAAACGUUACAGUAGAUCCGAGUAUACUGAACAGCUCCCUUAAAAUACUGGAAGAACACGGCAUCACCAUGUUACAAAAUGAUGAAAAUGAUGAUGGAAACAUCCUAAAUAGUGUAAUGGAAAGCGGACAUUCGGUGGUUUUGACUGAGGUUGGGAAAGAAGUACUAAAUUCCGUGAAACAGUCGGAACUGAAGAAGCAAUCUCCCGUACUACAUCUAGAAAAGAAAAUCGUAACUGUUACCCCUGAACAAUUUUUAUCCAUGGCCAAUAAUAGUAAGAUGAGUGGUUUACAAAAUUUGAAAGUGAUACCUACUAGAGGACCGUAUAAAAGAGUAAUGAUGAAGAAGAAUAAAUUGAUACCAAUCAGUACAUCGACAAUCUCCGAAGAAAUGAUUCAGAUAUCAAACGGAAACAAAGACAUACACGUGCCAAACAGAAGCAUAGAAAAUCCGGUUAAGCAACUGGAACUAGUCUCUAGACAAUUGGCGGAAGCUAGGAAAACCAUCGAAGAAUACAAAAUCAAGUUAAGAAGAAAAGAACAAGAAGCAGAACGGUAUAAAAUGCAACUUAAAUUGUUGAUGGAUAACAGAUAAUUUCAACUGGUAUUGUUAUGUAUUAUUUUGAUAUGUUUUGUCUCCAGUGGAUUGUUGAUUCGUGAAGUCCUUUAAUAGACCGAGAAAUAGAAGGAGCUAGUGGGUUGAUAAUUUGUUAUACAAAGUUAAAUUUGAAAUAGUUGAGAAUGAGGUGAAUCAUUUGAUGUAACAUUCUCUUACUAAGGCACAUUAAAAAUUAUUAAAAAAAAUGAAAAUACAACAAAUACAUCUUGUAACGUUUUAAAAUAUAUAUAUAAAAAAAUGUAUAGUAAGAGAGCUAGACCAAAGGUUGGCGUUUGAAUAUAUAUUUAAACAAUUACUAUCUUGAUGGGAAUAAACCAC
Molecule: messenger RNA, 1952 nt
Organism: Diabrotica balteata
Lineage: Eukaryota; Metazoa; Arthropoda; Insecta; Coleoptera; Chrysomelidae
Source: the annotation of a GenBank genome assembly